UUCACUCUCAUGUGUGCAGAAGAACUCAAGAACUGAACGAUUCUACACACACAUACAGGAGACAGACUCGAGGAGACACAAAGAGGAUUUCUGAGUUUUAUUUGAUCACUUCAGUGUCUCUCUUCAGGCUGAAUGAUGACUCUGAGAGCACUCGUUUUCUGUCUCAUGUUGUGGAGUUCGGAGAGCAGCAGACGAGCAGAAAUGCUCGAUGAUAACACAGUGUUUGAUGUGUUCGAGCUCACUAAUGUUCAUAAGAAGCAUCACGGAGUGAGUUUAGUGAAGGGACCGGAUCCGAACAGUCCGGCAUACAAGAUCCUGAACCCGAACCUGAUCCCCUCCGUGCCCGAGCUCUCCUUCAGGGACCUGAUCUACUCCAUCCACACCGAGCGAGGCUUCAUCUUCACCGCCAGCCUCAAACAAGCCAAGCGGACCCGUGGCAGUCUGAUCUCUGUGGAAAAGAGCGACGGAUCCGGGUCGCUGUUCGAGAUCAUCUCCAAUGGGAAAGCGAACACUGUGGAUGUGGUGUACUGGAGCGCCAGCGGGCGGCACGUGGUGUCCAUUGAAGACGUGAAUGUGGCGAACGGGCACUGGAGGAACAUCACGCUGUUUGUGCAGGAGGAUCGAGCUCAAGUUCAUGUGGGCUGUGAGGAGAUCAACACUCAAGAACUCGAUGUUCCGAUCCAACAGAUUCUCACUGAAGAGAGCGCAGAGACGUCCAGCCUGAGGAUCGCCAAAGGAGCCGCCAAAUCGGACCGAUUCAUGGGAGUUCUGCAGAAUGUGCGUUUUGUCUUUGGAACGACGCUGGACGUGAUUUUACGCAAUAAAGGAUGCGAGAGCUCGACCUUCAUCACAGAUGUCAUGACCUUUGAGAAUCCUGUCAACGGGUCGAGUGCUGCCAUCCGCACAGACUACACUGGACACAAGUCGAAAGAUCUGCAGGACAUCUGCGGCUUCUCCUGUGAUGAUCUGACCAGCAUGUUUAAGGAGCUCAAGGGACUCGGUGUGGUGGUGAAGCAGCUGUCAAACGAGCUCCGUCAAGUGACAGCGGACAACAACUUAAUCAUGACCCAAAUUAAAAUCCACGAAGGAGUUUGUUUGCACAACGGGAUCGUUUACAGAGACACUGACGAGUGGACGGUGGACAGCUGCACACACUGCACGUGCCAGAAUUCUGCCACUGUGUGCCGUGAAAUCUCUUGCCCGCUCAUGCCCUGUGCCAACGCCACCGUCCCAGAUGGUGAAUGCUGCCCGCGCUGCGGAACACCGAGUGAUUACGCAGAAGACGGCUGGUCGCCCUGGUCUGAAUGGACACACUGUUCGGUGACCUGCGGCAGAGGAGUUCAACAGCGCGGACGCUCUUGUGACCGAAUCAAUAGCAACUGCGACGGCACGUCGGUUCAGACAAGAGACUGUUACAAACAAGAAUGUGACAAACGCUUCAAGCAAGAUGGCGGUUGGAGUCACUGGUCGCCAUGGUCGUCCUGUUCAGUGACGUGUGGCGAGGGCGUCAUCACUCGUAUCCGGCUGUGCAACUCCCCGACGCCACAGAUGGGUGGCAGAGACUGUCAGGGAGAAGGACGUCAGACUGAGAUGUGCCAGAUGGCUCCAUGCCCAGUGAAUGGAGGUUGGGGUCCCUGGUCACCAUGGGACUCUUGUUCGGUCACUUGUGGUGGAGGACUGCAGCGCAGACACCGUCUCUGCAAUAACCCCGCCCCCAAAUAUGGUGGAAAAGACUGUCUGGGUGACUUUAAAGGAAGUCGUCUGUGCAAUGCCCAAUCGUGUCCCAUUGAUGGGUGUCUCUCAAACCCGUGCUUCGCUGGCACUAAUUGCACCAGCUUCCCUGAUGGUUCCUGGAAGUGUGGCGAGUGUCCGGAUGGGUUCACUGGAGAUGGAAUCAACUGUCAAGACAUUGAUGAGUGCAAAGAAGUUCCUGAUGCCUGUUUUGUUCUCAAUGGAGUCCAUCAGUGUGAGAACACAGAGCCGGGAUACAACUGUCUGCCCUGCCCACCACGAUAUUCCGGACAACAGCCCUUCGGCUGGGGAACAGAGCAGGCCAUUGCUAAUAAACAGGUCUGUACACCCAGAAACCCCUGUGAGGACGGCAGCCAUGACUGCAAUAAGAAAGCUAACUGCAUCUACCUGGGCAUAUUCUCUGACAUCAUGUACCGUUGCGAAUGUAAACCCGGUUACGCUGGGAACGGUUACAUCUGUGGAGAGGACCCAGACCUGGACGGCUGGCCAAACACUGACCUCCUUUGUGUGGAAAACGCCACAUACCACUGCAAGAAGGACAACUGCCCUGACCUUCCCAACUCUGGUCAAGAAGACUAUGACAAAGAUGGAACUGGCGACGCUUGUGACAGUGAUGAUGACAACGAUGGGAUCCCUGAUGAUGGGGACAAUUGCCCAUUCAUCUUCAACCCAAGACAGUAUGAUCACGAUCACGAUCAGGUCGGUGACCGAUGUGAUAACUGCCCAUACGACAGUAAUCCAGAGCAGACCGACACCGACAGCAAUGGCGAGGGAGACGCUUGUGCCAUUGACAUCGAUGGCGAUGGUAUUCUGAAUGAGAAAGACAACUGCCCAUAUGUGUACAACAUUGACCAGAGAGAUACUGACCGAGAUGGAGUCGGUGACCACUGUGACAACUGUCCGUUGGAGCACAACCCUGACCAGAUUGACUCAGACUCUGACAAUGUUGGAGACAAGUGCGACAGCAACCAGGACAUCGAUGAGGAUGGACAUCAAAACAACUUGGACAACUGCCCCUACAUCCCCAAUGCCAACCAGGCCGACCACGACAAAGACGGCAAAGGAGACGCCUGCGAUCAUGACGAUGACAAUGAUGGUGUACCGGACGACAAAGACAACUGUCGACUCGCCUUCAACCCAGAUCAACUGGAUUCCGAUGGUGAUGGCCGCGGCGACAUUUGCAAGGAUGACUUCGACCAGGAUAAGGUCCUUGAUAUUGACGAUGUUUGUCCAGAGAACUUUGCCAUCAGUGAAACAGACUUCCGCAGGUUCCAGAUGGUUCCUCUCGACCCCACGGGAACUUCACAGAUCGACCCCAACUGGGUUGUUCGUCACCAGGGCAAAGAACUUCUGCAGACCAUCAACUGUGAUCCAGGCAUUGCUGUUGGUUAUGAUGAGUUCAACGCUGUGGACUUCAGUGGCACGUUCUUUAUCAACACAGACCGUGACGAUGACUACGCCGGCUUUGUGUUUGGCUACCAGUCCAGUUCUCGAUUCUAUGUGGUGAUGUGGAAACAGAUCACACAGACUUAUUGGUCUCACACACCGACUAAAGCUCAGGGUUACUCUGGCCUGUCCAUUAAAGUAGUGAACUCAACCACGGGACCAGGCGAGCACCUCAGGAACGCUUUGUGGCAUACUGGAGACACCGAGGGACAAGUGCGAACCCUCUGGCACGACCCCAAGAACAUCGGCUGGAAGGAUUACACCGCCUACAGAUGGCAACUGAUCCACAGACCCAAAACUGGCCAAAUUAGAGUUGUUAUGUAUGAGGGCAAGAAGGUCAUGGCUGAUUCAGGAAGUAUCUACGACAAGACAUACGCAGGAGGAAGACUUGGUCUCUUUGUCUUCUCUCAAGAGAUGGUUUACUUCUCAGACCUCAAAUACGAAUGCAGAGAUGUAUAACAGCUCCAUCAAAGAUUUCCUGAAGAACGUGCCAUUUAUCUGUUUUGUAGUUUAAAUAUGUUGUUUGAGUUUUGGGACUGAGCUUAUAAAACUCUUCUGUGGGAAGAUCAAGGAGCCAAAAAACUCUUGUACUGAAACCAUUUAGUUGAGGACCACAGGAACUUGUAGAGAAUGGAGACAUGUCAACACUUUCAUCUAAUUGAUCUCCUCCGUUCCCCACAAGUAAGCAACGUUAGAUCAGGUCCUUGUGUCUGACCAUGAGAUAAUGUUGAAGAGUUCUUUUAUAAUGAUGCCUCAGAUCUACUGUGGACUUGAUCAUGAAAAGAAGGAGCUGUUCAUAAACUGAAGUACAACUUUCCCUCGAUUCUGGUGGGUUUGAGACCCCACAGGAGGGACGAUGCACAAGAUGGACUAUCAUUUGGACUUUGUGUGAAUGCGUGGACUUCUGCGUGGACAUUUGUCAUUAAGAUCUUCAGGACUUUAGGCCAUUAUUUUGUCCAAAAGUUGAGUUACUGCCCUCAUUCAGUGGCCUUAAAAUCAGGGUUUCAUUGACAAUGACAAACAAACGUUUUAAAGUAAUUUCUGUCGCUAUGUUCCUAGAGUGGAGUAUUUCUCAGGGCGAGAAGGAUCAUGUGACUUGCCACUCGAGGAGGUUCAAUACAUAGAUGAGCUUUCAUACAAUAUCAUUAAGAACCGUUUUAAAUGUUUUCUUAAAGAAGGAGGAAGUUGCGAUUUAACGCCGAUAACGAGUGUUUCACUUGUUGUUGUGCGGAGAGGACAGAUAUAUGACGACUCAUCUCAAUGACAAUAAUCACUAAAGAUAAAGGAAACAAACAGAAAACUGGAUCUUUAAGAGAGUUUCCUUCAGUUCAGGUGUAACAGCGAUGAAUCUGAACAUAUAUGUUAAUAUACAAAUAUUACCUCACUCUUGUACAAUUGAAAUCAACAUUGAGAAAUUAUCUUUUUGCCAUUAAUAAUUCAGUUUUGUUUUUUUGGGCUAUUGUAUGUAGUAAAACUUGCAUUUAAUGCUGUAAAUAAUACAACAUCCUUUUGUUUUGUUUUUGGAUGGGACGCCCCAGUGAAACGUGAAUGGAAAGUUGUUUAUAUAAAUAUUUUGUGCCUUAAGAAUGAAUGAUGACUUUAAGUUAUUGUUAAUUUUUUUUUUUUAAUAAUGUCAUACGUGUAGAUAUAUGCUAUUUAAAUAAUUUAUAAGGAAAUGUAACCUGACAUUGAAAGUGUUUGUAUAAACUGUUUGCACACUGACACAUGGAUGUUUCAAUUUUAUUUCUUUUUUUUAUAAUUAAGGAUGCUUCAAUGUCGAUAUUGUUACUAGUUUUACACACUACAAUGCUGUUCUAUUCAUAUCAUUUUUAAAGUCAUAUGAACAAUAAAUAACUCCGAUACGA
Molecule: messenger RNA, 5063 nt
Organism: Xyrauchen texanus (razorback sucker)
Lineage: Eukaryota; Metazoa; Chordata; Actinopteri; Cypriniformes; Catostomidae
Product: thrombospondin-1-like
Exons: 23
Coding region: 133-3657 (1174 amino acids)
Biological process (GO): cell adhesion; negative regulation of angiogenesis
Cellular component (GO): extracellular region
Molecular function (GO): calcium ion binding; protein binding
Source: RefSeq, a predicted model, not a curated record